Messenger RNA from Morchella importuna, 417 nucleotides. RefSeq lists its product as uncharacterized. NCBI's taxonomy places the organism in Eukaryota, Fungi, Ascomycota, Pezizomycetes, Pezizales, Morchellaceae. The record is from RefSeq and is a predicted model, not a curated record. The coding region runs from base 1 to 417 and encodes 138 amino acids. The transcript has 4 exons.
AUGGAGGCGACUAAUAACAUCCUUGAUUCAAUGAGCUUCAGUAUAGGCGCGGAAAUAGCAUUCACUGACGAGCAGAGUGAUUCAGUUAUUGACUUUCCGUCCUCCAGUGGUCAUCAAUCCAGCCGCAUUCCACCUAUACUUCAACAAAGAGUCAAGAAAAGAAAGAGUUGGGUCUUUCUUCCUGAGCAUGGCACUGAGUACACCCAAGGUGGGCGAAUCUACUGGCGUUGUGCACGCUGUCCACAACGCGGUAUUAAGGCUGUUACUUUUGCCGACUCUUCCACAAAGAACAUGCUAGACCACUUGAGCAUUGUCUAUGAGCUUGACAAAAAUGGCCCCUAUUGCUCUAUUGGCGUAUUUUUCUGCCUGUACUGCGUCAUAUACCUCUAUCUCUCGCCUCUUCCCAAAAUGCAGUGA